This is a messenger RNA of Physeter macrocephalus (sperm whale), 3099 nucleotides long. RefSeq names its product transmembrane protein 104 (gene SLC38A12). The record is from RefSeq and is a predicted model, not a curated record. The transcript has 10 exons. Bases 157 to 1647 code for a protein of 496 amino acids. Lineage: Eukaryota; Metazoa; Chordata; Mammalia; Artiodactyla; Physeteridae.
GGCGCUGGUGCGGGACAGCUGGCGCCGGCAGUUACGCCGGGUCGGAGACAGCGGCCGCGGUAGCGGGAGCAAUCUUCGCUGCAGGGAGCCGCAGCCGCCGCCGCCCCCGCACGGAAGGAACCUUGGAAGCCGACGGACCCUUCCUCGCUUUUGGAAAUGGCGGGUGAAAUCACAGAGACCGGGGAGCUCUAUUCUCCCUACGUCGGACUGGUGUAUAUGUUUAACCUCAUCGUGGGCACUGGUGCGCUCACCAUGCCCAAGGCCUUUGCCACGGCUGGGUGGCUUGUCAGCCUGGUCCUGCUGGUGUUCCUGGGCUUCAUGAGUUUUGUGACUACUACCUUUGUGGUGGAGGCCAUGGCGGCAGCCAACGCUCAGCUCCGCUGGAAGAGAAUGGAAACCCAUCAGGAGGAGGAAGACGAUGACUCCUCCACGGCCUCUGACAGUGACGUGCUCAUCCAGGACAGCUACGAGCGGGCAGAGAAACGGCCCAUCCUGUCUGUGCAGAGGCACGGAUCUCCGAACCUUUUUGAGAUCACAGACCGGGUGGAGAUGGGGCAGAUGGCCUCCAUGUUCUUCAAUAAAGUGGGGGUCAACCUGUUCUAUUUCUGCAUCAUCAUCUACCUGUAUGGGGACCUGGCCAUCUAUGCUGCCGCCGUGCCCUUCUCUCUCAUGCAGGUGACCUGCAGCGCCGUGGGCAACGACUCCUGCGGAGUAGAGGCCGAGGCCAAGUACAACGACACGGACCUGUGCUGGGGGCCCCUGCGCCGCGUGGACGCCUACCGCAUCUAUCUGGCUGUCUUCACUCUCCUCCUCGGACCCUUCACCUUCUUUGACGUCCAGAAGACCAAGUACCUGCAGAUCCUGACGUCACUGAUGAGAUGGAUCGCUUUCGCCAUCAUGAUCGUGCUGGCCCUUGUCCGCAUCGGCCGUGGGCGCGGGGAGGGGCACCCGCCGCUGGCCAGCGUCUCCGGGCUCCGGAACCUGUUGGGCGUGGGCGUCUACUCUUUCAUGUGCCAGCACUCCCUGCCGUCCCUCGUCACCCCCGUCUCCUCCAAGCGCCAUCUCACGCGCCUGGUCUUCCUGGACUACGUGCUGAUCCUGGCCUUCUACGGCCUCCUCUCCUUCACCGCCAUCUUCUGCUUCCGCGGUGACAGCCUCCUGGACAUGUACACCCUCAACUUCGCACGCUGCGACGUCGUGGGCCUGGCCGCCGUGCGCUUCUUCCUGGGCCUCUUCCCCGUCUUCACCAUCAGCACCAACUUCCCCAUCAUCGCCGUGACCCUGCGUAACAACUGGAAGACGCUCUUCCACCGAGAGGGGGGCACGUACCCCUGGGUGGUGGACCGCGUGGUGUUCCCCACCAUCACCCUGCUGCCCCCUGUGCUGGUGGCCUUCUGCACCCACGACCUGGAGUCCCUGGUGGGCAUCACAGGGGCCUACGCGGGCACGGGCAUCCAGUACGCCAUCCCCGCCUUCCUGGUGUACCUCUGCCGCAAGGACACCCGGCUGGCCUUCGGCGGCGGGGCUGUCAACAAGCACGGGUCCCCUUUCGGCCACACCUUCUGGGUGGGCUUUGUGCUACUCUGGGCUUUCUCCUGCUUCUCCUUUGUCACCGCCAACAUCAUCCUCAGCGAGACUAAGCUCUGAUGGCAGGACAAGUCUGGUGACGAGCGGGGUGGGGCCCCCCCCCGCCGGCAGAGCCAAGAGCUGGGUGCCUCCCAGGUCUCCGUGGGGCAGGCAACGCCCGGGCUCUUGGAGGGCACCCUGCGCGCCUCCAGCUGGGGGGCUCCUCCCCACCCAGGAUUCCGCACAGUCCGCACCUCGCCUCCCUCGCCCGGCCCACCCUCCUCCAGGCCCUCCUGCCUGGGGCUGCCCCCAGGCAGCCGAGUCCCGCAGCCGGGGCACACGGCUGCUCCCGGAUUCUAGGACUGGGUACUGGGAUGGAGCCCUCUGCUUUCACACACCCCACCACCAGGGCGGGCUCUUCCCCCGGAAGGGUGGAGACGCAGCGCUGGCACUGCCACUAUUUAUACCAGACACGUGUCCCCCCACCCCUGACCCCGCUCUCCCAGUCCCUCCCGCAUCCUUGUCUGGAAGAUCUCCAUUAGGGCAACCCCAGGCCCUACUCCUCCUCUCCACUGGGCCUGGCAGGGCUCACCUUCCCGCCGGGCCUGGAGGUGCCGAGUGCCUCUCCUAGGGGAGUGCCUGGCCAGCUGACGACAAGGACCGUAAGUGCUAAUUGGCACCAGGGUCCCCGGCCCAGAGCUGGGAGGGCCCUGACUCCGGAGCGGCGGGUGGGAGCAGCCUUUCCGCACGGGGUUUAAAGCCCAGAGCUCUCGACCCCUGAAAGGGAGCCUCGGGCUUCCUGCGGCGGGGGUGGGGGGGGGGCGCAGCGUACCAGGGCCACCAGAGGGGAGCUACCCCCAGCUGUCACCGCAGUGGCCUGGGAGCGCCCCGGGCAUGGAGCCCGUGGUUCCCACCCUGUGAGAGAGGUCGGGCCUGCCCCGCCAAGCACAUGGCGCAGAAGCUCUUACCUUACGGAAAAAAACCAUUAGAACCCAUACACAGGCUCCAGCAAAACCCUAAGCGUCUACAUUUCAGUCUAAAUAAAGCGCAGCUGUGCGAGUGCCCCGGCCCUGCCCCCGCGCCAACACUAACGGUGGCUCCGAGCUGUGGGUGAUCAGCGUUCACACUCUCCAUGUCCCUUGGGCGCUGUGGGGUGAGACGGGGCGCCGGCCACCAUUCCCACGGAAGGAGGGCCAGGUUCCCGGGCACCUCACCAGCUCCGCGUACUCCCCGCCCCCAACAGUCAUGCAUGCACCUGCUGGGCCAGCCUUCCUCGGAGACACGGGUGACCCUAAAGAACUCUGCAUUUCCAGUGUGCCUUCUCCUGCUUCAGGGCCUGGGGGCUCCUCCUGACCCUCCCUCGUGUGGCCCCGGCCCUGGGCCUAAUCCCACGUGUCCUGGAGCCCAGAGCAGCUGGACCACGAGCAGCCUCUGGGGUGGGGUCUCGGCCCUUCCCCCUCCCUCCGUUGAUUUCAGUGCCUUGCUCAGCUCUCCAGGGAACCCCUUGCAGCCUCCCCCCUGCAUCUCACCGUC